Sungouiella intermedia is the source of this 786-nucleotide messenger RNA. NCBI's taxonomy places the organism in Eukaryota, Fungi, Ascomycota, Pichiomycetes, Serinales, Metschnikowiaceae. The record is from the annotation of a GenBank genome assembly.
AUGCCUGGCGAAACAUUGGCAACCUUCCAUGACAAUUUUACCGAGGAUUCAACAUUGAAGUCAGUUGUUAUAUCCAGAUUGUACCAAAAGAAGUUUGUGAGUGAAUUAGAUGAGUUAGUCAGAGUAGCAGAUUGCGAUACUUCUAUUGACAAGAUGACUUUGACAAGCAAGAAUGAGCUUGUAAUGUUUCCAAAGGAGGAGCCUUAUUUCGUUUCUAGAAUUUUUUGUGCUGACAAUAAGACUGGAAAUAACGAAUCUUGGAAUGGGGCUUAUCAAUCGAUUCACGAAGAGAUUCAAAUGAAGAGUUCUCCAAUGAAGCUCGGGUUGGUUGAUUAUUUUGACCCGUCUCUGCUUCCCCAUAGUUUGACUCUGAUAACUGUACAAUUUACUUAUGACCAUCAGUUAGAAAGAAUUGGAGGAUGGCCAAGUUCAUUAACUAAAUUGAAAAUUUGCAACCACAAAGAAGCAUCUCUUAUAGAGCUCCCCAAUACACUUAAAGAAUUAUCCUGCCAUGGAGUGGCUGGUGUGUGGCACGAUUUCCCUCCGAAGCUUCGAAAGCUAACUUUUGAAAGUUCUGAUUGGAUACCUUUAGACAGUACAAAAUUUCCUGAAUCUCUCAGGGAGUUGCUGGCUUUGUACUGCUGUCUUCCUGAUAUUGAGAAGUUGGUGGAUAAGUUACCUGGAAAAUUGAGGGUUCUAAAAUUGGGAGAUGAUAUUGGCGGCAAGCUAUCCUCCCUUUCAUUUCCCAUUCGAUUGAAACUCUUGAUCUUGAGGAAUGUGACAUAG